GCGUGUCGGUUUAUAACGUGUAUGUGUGUUCGGUUUCACACGCGCGGGCUGCGUGGACUGCUCCAUAAAUAAACGCAGAGGUCGUCUGCGGUGAAGUUUGUCGAGGUUUCAUCAUUUUUGUUGGAUUAAUAAAAGAGCUUUUGUUUGUAUUGCCUGGACAGACAGACAGACGUUCAGCUCUUACGUAAUGUUCACGUGGAGGGAGCAGCUCAGCGCAGCGCGUGGGUUGAGGCACUCCGCCUGCUAAACACGUAACACGAGCCUUAAAGUACACAUUUACUGCCUUAAAUGUGUAAAAUACACGAUCAGCUUUACUCAAGGACGACGCUUCCACUCCACGAGUGGCUCGCGUGAAGCGAAACACUUUAUUUUGGGUAACAGAACCCCCCUCCCUCUCACAAGGAACAUGGUAGAGUCCACAACGCGUCAUCCAUUGUUUACAAAUGAACCUUGGUUGUUAGUGUGUGUGUGAGCAGCGUGGUGAGCGCGAGCAGCGGUCCCGCGGCUCUCAUUCAUCCAGACCGAGCACAGCACAACACACGCCGAGCCGAGCCGAGCCGAGCCGAGCCACAGCCGCCGUCAUGCCGUGUCGGAAGGAGAACUACAUCUUCCUGGAGCAGUCCGUCACCGUGGACUCGAAAGAAGUGGACGCGCUCGUGACCAAGAUCGGCGAAGCGCUGCAGCUCCACAACAACAACAACAACAAUGGCGUCGGACACCACCAGAAGAAGACGGUGUCCGUGUCCGUGUCCUGUCUCCACGGGCUCGGCGGUGCCGGCGCCGGCGCGGGGAUGAAGCCGGCGGCCAUCAUCGGCUGCGGCGGCACCGGAGCUCCAGCGCAGAGACAGCGCGGCGGCUGCUGUAUGAGGCUCCGGAGCCGGAACAGCAGCAGCAGGGCGAGUCCGUAUCACAUCCCCGGGUCUAACGGUGAGCAGGACUGGGACCAGAUUAGGCCGUGGAGCAGGAAGAGGAUCGGCGCGGUGGACGACGAUGACGACCCGCACCGGCUGCUACAGGAUUUAAUUCUGUCGGGGAAUCUGAUCAAGGAGGCGGUGAGGAGGCUGCAGUUCUCCGGCGCGGCGGUGGACACCGUGUCGAGCUGAUGACGGGGCACCGGACUCACCGUGGACACACGGGAGCGACUGUCUCAGACUUUAAGUCCUCACAGGACUGGACUGGUAGCCACGGUAUUUUUCUAAUUUCAUGACAUUUUCCUCAAGAAUUUUUUUUCCCUUUUUAAUGUUUUGUUAGCGGUUAGCUUAGCUAACUGGCUAGCCUCUGCGGCUAAUGAGCCGUGUUGUUUAUGUUUGAAUGUCUGGGGGAGGGAAGGGGCGGGGCAUCUGAGAAACAAACAGACUCACUUAAAUCAACAGGAAGUCACAUUAUUUCGGUUAACAUUAGCUCAGGUGCUAACACGCGUGUAUAACCAUGGAGGACGCAUUUUCUGAACAGGAAUGACGUUUAUCAGAUUAUAUCAGAUUUAAAUCAAGUUCAUGUCAUGGAAAAACAUUUUUUUAAUGAUUUGAAAAGUGUGUUGCUAAUAUACUGUCGUAGGGAUUUAUUUCGCCACAGGGGGCGCCUGUGUCUCCAAUCCAUUCCAGAAACCUCGCAGUUUAUCUUCAACUAACCUUCAACAAAAUCUAGGUUUUCUUGGUAACACAGCACUGUUUUAUUCAGUAUUUCCUUUUACGUUCGCACUCACAAAUACGGACUGAAUAUAGUGGCUCCGCCCACAUCCUCUUUUAAAUCAUUAAAAAAAUCAACAUUUAA
Solea senegalensis (Senegalese sole) is the source of this 1770-nucleotide messenger RNA. RefSeq names its product glycogen synthase kinase binding protein. Gene Ontology annotation, cellular component: cytoplasm. Bases 582 to 1103 code for a protein of 173 amino acids. NCBI's taxonomy places the organism in Eukaryota, Metazoa, Chordata, Actinopteri, Pleuronectiformes, Soleidae. The transcript has a single exon. The record is from RefSeq and is a predicted model, not a curated record.